Messenger RNA from Theobroma cacao (cacao), 1919 nucleotides. The record is from RefSeq and is a predicted model, not a curated record. NCBI's taxonomy places the organism in Eukaryota, Viridiplantae, Streptophyta, Magnoliopsida, Malvales, Malvaceae.
CACCAAAGGACAGUAUCAUUGAAACUGGCUGGAAGAUGAUAGAGGAUUUGACUACAAAUGCUUAUCAAAUACAGCAACAGUUACUGGAAGAGAUACUGACUCAAAAUGUGCAUACUGAAUAUAUUCACAAGUUUCUCAAUGGGAGUUCUGACAAGAAACUUUUCAAAGAGAAAGUUCCCAUUAUCAAUUAUGAAGACAUCAAACCUUUCAUGGAGAAAAUUGCUAAAGGAGAGCCAUCAGAUAUCCUUUUAGCUGAACCCCUCCUUGAACUCACUCUGAGCUCUGGCACCUCGGGUGGAAAGAAUAAGAUAAUGCCUAUGACCGCUAAAGAAUUGGAUAAAAGAACAAUCAUUAGAAAUACUCUUCCUUGGUCUGUGAUAAACAAGUUUGCGGAUGGCUUAGAACACGGAAAAGGAAUGUACUUGUUUUUUGUCAUGCCAGACAUUAAAACUCCAUCUGGUUUGAGGGCAAGAACUAUUCUAACAAGCUGCUUGAAGAACUGUAAUUUCGAGAAGCUGACGUCCAGUCUCUAUACUAGUCCUAAUGCAACAAUCUUGUGCUCAGACAUCAACCAAAGCAUGCACUGCCAAUUGCUUUGUGGAUUAUUACAAAGGGAUGAGAUCUUAAGUGUUGGUGCCAGUUAUCCUUAUGUGCUCGUUCGAGCUAUCAAGUUUUUAAAAGAUCACUGGAGAGAGCUAUGUACUAAUAUAAGAACAGGUCAACUUAGCGAUUGGAUCACCGACCUCGGCUGCAGAAAUGCUUUGUCGCUAAUCCUCAACAAACCAAAUCCACGACUGGCAGAUUCAAUAGAAGGCACAUGUAGUAAAAAAUCAUGGGAAGGGAUAAUUAAAGAACUAUGGCCUGGAACAAAGUUUGUAGAUGUUAUCUUAACGGGUUCUAUGGCCCAAAGUAUUCCAACACUUGAAUACUAUUGCGGUGGGCUCCCUUUAGUUUCAACAUAUUAUUCUGCUUCUGAAGGUUACCUUGGCAUCAAUCUUGAACCCCUGUGCAAGCUCUCUAAUAUCUCAUACACUCUUCUUCCUAAUAUGGCAUUCUAUGAAUUCAUUCCUAUAAAGGAAAACCAUACAGAAUUGGCUGAUCAGCCUCAGCAUUCGGAAGGCAUUUAUUAUCAGGAUUGCGUAGAAACGCAGGACAAAAAGGAAGAAAUUGAACCUGUUGAGCUGGUGGACGUGAAGCUUGGUCAAUGUUAUGAAAUUGUUGUCACUACUUUUACAGGCCUAUACAGAUACAAAAUUGGAGACGUUCUCAUGGUAACUGGUUUUCACAACAAUGCCCCUCAAUUUGCUUUUAUGAAAAGGCAAGGUGUCCUUUUAAGCAUUGAUAUGGAGAGUACAAGGGAAGAUGGCCUGUCGAAGGCAGUGACACAGGCAGAGCUCCUGAUUGAGCCACUCGCCUUAAUUCUGACCGACUAUACUAGCUAUGCUGAUACUUGUUCUACACCAGGGCACUAUGUAUUAUUCUGGGAGCUUAAAAUGAAAGGAAGUGAUGAUCUUCCGGAAAUUAAUCCUAAGAUAGCAGAGGAAUGCAGCUACAUUGUGGAAGAAUCACUAGAUUAUGUGUAUAGAGCUCUGAGGAAGGACAAUAGGAUAGGGCCAUUAGAGAUAAGGGUAGUAAAACAUGGAACAUUUGAUGCUCUAAUGGACUUUUUCGUAGCAAAAGGAACUUCUGUGAGCCAAUACAAGACACCACGGGGCAUCAAAUCUGAGGAAGCUUUGAAGGUAAUGGAUGCUGGGGUGGUUGGAAGGUAUUUUAGCCAAAAGGCUCCGUAGGAGAUAAAUAGGGGCAUUUAAAUAAAAUGGCAUAUAUGUCUUUUAGUGUUCUCCCGAAGUUUGCUUCCAAGUCUUGUGUUGUGCUCGGAGUCGUUUCAUAUUUUAAUGAGAUUCAAUAAUCAAUAAAGU